Messenger RNA from Pollicipes pollicipes, 531 nucleotides. RefSeq names its product iroquois-class homeodomain protein irx-3-like. The coding region runs from base 43 to 531 and encodes 162 amino acids. Gene Ontology annotation, biological process: cell development; neuron differentiation; regulation of transcription by RNA polymerase II. NCBI's taxonomy places the organism in Eukaryota, Metazoa, Arthropoda, Thecostraca, Pollicipedomorpha, Pollicipedidae. Gene Ontology annotation, molecular function: RNA polymerase II cis-regulatory region sequence-specific DNA binding; DNA-binding transcription factor activity, RNA polymerase II-specific. The transcript has 3 exons. Gene Ontology annotation, cellular component: nucleus. The record is from RefSeq and is a predicted model, not a curated record.
CACCUGCUGGCGUACCAGCGGCUGGCGUCUGGCCUGCCGCUCAUGUACGGCUGCGAUUCGGCCUACCUGCAGGCGCUCCAGGGCCAGGCGGCCGCAGCACCGGGCAAGGAGGGCGCCGUGCCGCUGGCGCCUCCGCUCGGCACGCCAGCCUGGCCUUACGGCCUCUACUACCCGUACGGCGAGUCGGGCCUCUCGCCCUACGGGCUGCCCGCAGGGUACGGGUUUGGUUUGGACGGGUCCAGGAGGAAGAACGCCACACGGGAAACGACAUCAACCCUGAAGGCAUGGCUGAACGAGCACAAGAAGAACCCGUACCCGACCAAGGGCGAGAAGAUCAUGCUGGCCAUCAUCACCAAGAUGACGCUGACGCAGGUCUCCACGUGGUUCGCCAACGCCCGUCGGCGGUUGAAGAAGGAGAACAAGAUGACCUGGGAGCCGCGAAACCGAACCGACGACGACGACGGCGACUCGGACGCGGAGGUCGGCAAGUCCGACGACGACGCCAAACCGGAGAGAGAAGGUGAGGCCUGA